Molecule: messenger RNA, 2731 nt
Organism: Purpureocillium takamizusanense
Lineage: Eukaryota; Fungi; Ascomycota; Sordariomycetes; Hypocreales; Ophiocordycipitaceae
Exons: 3
Coding region: 674-2587 (637 amino acids)
Biological process (GO): transmembrane transport; intracellular polyamine homeostasis
Molecular function (GO): polyamine transmembrane transporter activity
Source: RefSeq, a predicted model, not a curated record
UGGCCAUGGCGUUCUCGUCCUCGUUCUUCGCCGUCUGCCGACUCUUCCCCGCCCUCCCGCCGGCCCCGCGUCUUGUCUGUUUCCCCUGCCGGUGUUUGUUGGAUGCCAUAUGCUUGGCUUGUCACUGCGGGACUUUCCUUUUUGGCGAUCCAUACCUGUCCACGGCGCCGCUGCCGGCGCCGGCGACAGCGGGGGCCUCCCCUCCACGACAGAUCGGGAGUCGGGAAUUCUCCCCCUUCCUCUCUCAGAGAGUCAGGACUGGCUGGGCCAACAAACGAGACCGUAAUCGAAACCGUGUGGAUGCAGUCCGCGUGCACCCUCCCCGCACACUCUUGUGGAGCGUUGCCACCCCUGUCGGCGUGAACAGAAGAACCAGUGCCAGUAACGGCAACGAGUUGUUGUAAGAGAGAUGCCUCGGCGAGCCGGCUCCCGUCGCCGAGCGCCUUCUGUGGCUCUCGCCCGGACCAUUUCUAUCCAUUCUCUUCUCCUUUGCUCGCGUCCCUCGUGCAUUUUGCUUCCGCCGCUUUGUUUGUUGGAUUCUUUGCUCUUGCCUCACACCGUUUGAGAGUACGGGCUUCCAUGGCAUCGGCGUCUCUGUAGCAGACGCUUGACGAAACUGGCGGGACCGGAGCGGCGGACUCGGCCGAAUACAUCCCGCGGGGACGACGCCAUAAUGUCCGCGGACUCGGACGACGAAAAGCCCAAAGUCCAUGGACAGGAACAACAACACCAUCGGCAAUUCGACGAUGUAGAGCGCCCGCCGUCGGCCACGACCGACACGAGCACCGCUCAUGAAGGAGCUGGAUCCGAUGAGGAUGAGUAUGACGUUGAUUAUGCCGUGGAGCGGGACCUGGACAAGACCGACCACAUUGUCUCGGCCACGUUCCCCGGUGAGGCGGCCGGUGGCCGGACCACCGUCUGCGCCGGCCCUCCCGGACUCGACCACCACCACGGCCACCGCUCCGAUCCGACAGCUGCUCCGGACCCGGACUUUGAAGAAAAGGCUAUCGGGGAUAAUGCCGUCGUCCCACGACGCUCGGCGUCCCGCGCCUCGUCGGCGCGCUCGCGCCCCCUGACCAUUGUCCCCCGACACAGGCGCCGCGGGCUGUUUGGGCGCUUCACCAUCGUGCCUGAGGUCAAGCGACCGUACGACUACAAGAAUUCGACCAAAUGGGGCCUCACGGCGACUGUCGCUUUUGCCACCAUUGCCGCGCCACUCGGCUCCUCCAUCUUUUACCCCGCCCUUCCUGUCCUCACCCGGGAGCUUAACACGACGCAGACGGUGACCAACCUGUCGGUGGCCAUGUACAUGCUCGCUAUGUCAAUCUUCCCGCUGUGGUGGUCGUCCUUUUCCGAGCAGAUCGGUCGCCGCACCGUCUACCUCGUGUCCUUUGCCCUCUUCGUCGUCUUCUCCGUGCUGUGCGCCGUCAGCACGAGCGCCGCCAUGCUGGUCGUCUUCCGCGUCCUCACCGGCGGCGCCUCGGCCAGCGUUCAGGCCGUUGGCGCCGGCACCAUCGCCGAUAUCUGGGAGCCCCGGGAGCGCGGCCGCGCCAUGAGCAUGUUCUACCUCGGGCCCCUGCUCGGCCCCAUCAUCGCCCCGGUAGUCGGCGGCGUGCUCGCCCAGAAGCUCGGUUGGCAGGCGACGCAGUACUUUCUCGCCAUUUAUGGCGCUGUCAUCCUGCUCAUGCUGUUCUUCCUGCUGCCGGAGACGCUCGCGCGCCGACCUGGCGCCAACGACGUCGAUGGCGACGGCGACCAGCAGCAGCAGCAGCAGCAGCAGCAGGCCGCUGGCCAGGGAGCGCAGCUGCAACGCACGACGACGGCGCAGUCGGCCAAAAUCGAGACGCAGCGCGUCGCGCGGGCAGUCAAGCGCGUCGUCAUCGACCCGCUCAGCGUGCUGCUCUUCCUCCGUUUCCCGCCAGUGCUCAUCACGGUGCUGGUCGCGGCCAUAGCCUUUGGCGCGCUCUUCGUCGCCAAUAUCUCGAUCCAGCAGACCUUUUCGGAGCCGCCGUACAACUUUGCGCAGCUCAUCGUCGGCUUGCUGUAUGUGCCCCUGGGGCUGGGCUAUUUUUGCGCCUCUUUCUUCGGCGGCCGCUGGAUCGACAAUAUCAUGGCCCGCGAGGCGCGCAAGGCGAAUCGCUACGAUGCCGAUGGCAAGCUCAUUUACCUCCCCGAGGACCGCAUGCGCGAGAACAUGUGGAUCGCCAACACGGUGUACCCUCUCGGGCUGCUGCUGUUCGGGUGGACGCUGCGGUACGGCGUGUUUUGGUUCGUGCCGUCACUGGGGGGCUUCUUUUUUGGUGUGUCGUCGAUGCUGGUGUUUUCCGCUGCGACCACCAUGCUCACCGAGUUCGUUCACAAGCGCUCCUCGGCAGGCGUCGCCGUGAACAACUUUGUGCGCAACAUCCUCAGCUGCGUCGGCACCGUCGUCGCCGCGCCGUGGAUCAACGCCAUCGGCACGGGCUGGGUGUUCACUAUCAUCGCCAUAUUUUGCUUGGCGUCGGGGUAUUUCGGCAUCUGGAUCCUGCGUCGCAACGCUGCGCGCUGGAGAAGGGACAUGGACGAGGCGCUGAAGAAGAUGAAGUGAAGGGAGAUUUUCAGGCAUGGAAAGAUUGGUGCCUGGCCACCCCGGCCUUACCUCCGGAGUCCAGAGCGGGGGGAAGAAUUCUUGCAUUGUAUGCAUAUCCAGAUUAUUCAUGCAUAUAUAUAGAAUCGGCUGGCAAGUAGUUCG